This is a messenger RNA of Meloidogyne enterolobii, 423 nucleotides long. NCBI's taxonomy places the organism in Eukaryota, Metazoa, Nematoda, Chromadorea, Rhabditida, Meloidogynidae. The record is from the annotation of a GenBank genome assembly.
AUGUACGGACAGUGUAUUCAACUGCUUAAAGUUUAUCCUCAAUGUGUUGCUGGCUAUUGCAGAACGUGUCCCAACCUUUUACGCGACACCGUUAUAAGGGUUUCUUUAUCACUUUCUGUUGUUUCCGUUUGUGUUUUACUUGCCGCUCUAGUUCUUUUUUCUGCUUUUGAUUCCGUCCAAUGUCGACGCCUCUCUAUACAUAAAAAUCUAGCAGCUGCCUUCGUUCUCCGUUUUGCCAUACUUGCCCUUUGGACGUUUUUAAAUACUCGAAAUGCAUUUCAAGAUUGUUCACAAUUUGCGCCUUUACAUUUGAGACAAUGGGAAUGGCUAUGCAAAUCCCUACUUUUUGGUCUUAUUUAUUUUCAAGUUGCUUCAGUUAUGUGGAUGUUGAUAGAAGGGGUUUAUUUAUACAGCAGGUAUUGA